Tuber aestivum (summer truffle) is the source of this 2367-nucleotide messenger RNA. NCBI's taxonomy places the organism in Eukaryota, Fungi, Ascomycota, Pezizomycetes, Pezizales, Tuberaceae. The record is from the annotation of a GenBank genome assembly.
CUAAUGGCAACGCCGUAUCAGAAUCUCAAAAACUUUAUCCGUCACGGGAAACAAGCGCGGAUUCAAGAUGCCCAUUCCCAUCCUGCCCCUCCGCAGCAGCACUAUCCGCAUAUCGACCCAACAAUCGAUCCACCUGAUCAUCUUCACGCCCAGCAAGGUCAGAGGCAAGACUAUUCAGUAGCUCCCGGUGCCGAUGACAAUUGUAAUGUUGCAGCGGCAAACGCUGCCGGGGUACGCCAAAACCACCCGGUCGAUUCGGGGGUGGUGACCGGGGGCGGUCAUGGUGGUAUCUCAGCUGGUGGAAUCGGCGCCCACGGUGGAAAGACGUAUGACGAGAACUUACUCGCAAAGAUUGUGGCCGAAGAGAGGGAGAGCCGGGAGAGAUUACCAAGAUAUCCUGGCCUGGAGAGGUGGGCCUUGAAGGAGAAGAUGGGCGAUGGUGCCUUUAGCAACGUCUACAGGGCGAGAGAUACCCGGGAGGAGUACGGAGAGGUUGCCAUUAAGGUUGUACGGAAAUACGAAUUAAACACAUCACAGGUAUGAGGUUCCUCUUUUCGUCCUACAUUGCCGCUUUCCCUUGCUCUUCAUCUUUCAUUACAAGGGGGGGAUGGCUGUGGGCACCGAUUUUGGGUAAACUUUUAACCAACGUGUACCGGGGGCUACUUCGACCUAGAACGACAACCAUCUGCAUCCCGAUUUCAAAAAGGUUCCAAAGACAGUAGAGGUGGGCAAUGCCCUUCCUGCCACGCCUUCAAGCCAGCGUUUGAGAACGUAGCCUUCUUUUCCCUCGCAUUUCCUUUCUCCCCGAGUGGUGUAGCCGGUCGAUGGCUUUCCUUCACCCGGACUCGGGAUUAGGGGCCGGGUUUGAAUUGGGGGCUUUGCUAACCUUUGCCUACAGAGGUCGAACAUCUUAAAAGAAGUGCAAAUAAUGCGGGGGCUUAAUCACCCAAAUAUUGUCUCAUUGAUUUCAUUCUCGGAAUCUCGAAGUUACUAUUAUCUUGUCCUGGAACUGUGUCCCGGAGGCGAGUUAUUCCACCAGAUUGUUCGUUUGACUUAUUUCUCGGAGAAUCUUGGCAGACAUGUUAUUGUGCAAGUCGCAGAGGCUCUCAGAUAUUUGCACCAGGAAAAAGGUGUUGUGCAUAGGUAAGGAUCCUUUCGGUCAGAUUCGUCACGCACGGCGUCACUCCCCCACUUCCUGCACGACCAUCAGCCCUUGAGCCUCCAACUGACGUCAUUGUGCAUAAAUGAAGGGAUAUUAAGCCUGAAAAUCUGCUAUUCGAUCCCAUUCCGUUUAUCCCAACCAAGAACCCUAAACCACGGGGCCCGGAAGAUGAGGACAAGGCGGACGAGGGCGAGUUCUUGCCUGGCAUCGGAGCCGGUGGAAUCGGUCGGAUCAAGGUUGCCGAUUUCGGUCUUUCGAAGGUUGUAUGGGAUUCCCAAACAAUGACGCCCUGUGGAACCGUUGGAUACACCGCUCCCGAGAUCAUCAAGGAUGAGCGAUAUUCGAGGGGUGUCGACAUGUGGGCUAUGGGUUGUGUCUUGUACACUCUGCUGUGCGGAUUUCCACCAUUCUACGACGAGAGUAUCUCGGUACUCACGGAGAAGGUGGCAAAGGGUCAAUAUACAUUCCUGUCGCCCUGGUGGGACAACAUUUCCAAGUCUGCUCAAGACCUCGUAUCCCACCUAUUAACCGUUGACCCGGAGAAGCGCUACACGAUUCACGAAUUCAUGGCCCAUCCGUGGGUCCGAGGGACGGACGAAGAGACGACCGCAGCCCUGGAUGCUCCACCUCUCGCCACGCCCGCCAUUAGGAGCGCGAACAAGGCUUUCGCCCCAAUGGUCGUCGAACCGGACUUUAGCCCAGACGUGGGUGUCCCAGGAGCCGCUAAAAGAAUGGACUUUCGUUCUCCGGGCGUGGUCAGCUUGCGCGAGGUCUUCGACGUGGGAUACGCAGUGCAUAGGAUGGAGGAAGAAGGCAAGCGUCGGAAGAACUGGAAGCAGGGCUACCGUGGAGGUCCUCAGCCCCUGAACGAGGAGGACGAGUUCGACUCGGAAGACGACGAGGUGGGUGAACCUGUCAAGAUCGCGAAGGAGAGCGAUGCGGACGACGUCGCGGGAAUGGAGCAAACUCUCCGACAGACGGAUCUGAACGCGGGAAGCACGUAUGCUGGCAGCGUAGCGGCCGCGAGGGGAACGGGGGUCUCGGGAUUAGCAAAGCAGCACCAGGCCGGUGGCGGUACGGGGCAGGCGGCGGCGCCAUCGCCCGGGAGAACGAGGAAGAAGCAUGGAGGUCCCUUUGAGCUCAGCCUUGAUAACGCGACACUAUUGGGGCGGAGGAAGAGGCAGGAUCAGCCGGUGGAAGUGUGA